ACUGACACUUCUCACUCACCACCAUGCUGGAAGAAGAUAACGAUGAGACAUGUUGGAACAGCCUGGAAAACUUUCGGGUGAAGCUGAUCUCUGUGAUAGAUCCUUCCCGUAUAACACCUUAUCUUCGCCAGUGCCAGGUGAUAAACCAUGAUGAUGAGGAACAAGUUCUCAAUGACCCCAGCCUGGUCAUGCGCAAACGCAAAGCAGGUGUUCUUCUGGACAUUCUUCAGCGAACAGGGCGCAAGGGCUUUGAGGCAUUCAUGGAGAGUCUCGAGCUUUAUUAUCCACAACUGUAUAAGAAAAUAACUGGGAAGGAGCCAAGCAGGGUUUUCUCUCUGAUUAUAGACACGGCUGGGGAGUCUGGCCUGAGCCAGCUCCUGAUGAAUGAGAUUACAAAGCUGCAGAGAACGGUGCAGGAGGAGCGGCAGAAGGCCCAGGAGCUCACCGUGUGGCUGCACACCAAAGAGGACAUGAUCAGAGAGAUGUGGGUGAGGGACAGCCUGCUCCGCAAGCACCAAGAGCGGGUGCAGAAGAUGAAGGAGGAGAGGGACAGUCUGAGUAAGGAGCUGCGGAAGUGCAAGGAUGAGAACUACAGCCUGGCAAUGAGCUAUGCCAGACAGAGCGAGGAGAAGAGCAGUGCCCUCAUGAAGAACAGGGACCUGCUCCUAGAGAUUGAUAGCUUGAAGCAUAGCCUCAUGAAGGCUGAGGACGACUGCAAACUAGAGCGUAAGCACUCGAUGAAACUGAAGCAUGCCAUAGAGCAACGUCCGAGCCAUGAAGUGAUGUGGGAGAUCCAGCAGGAGAAGGAGUUGCUUUUGGCCAAGAAUCAGGAGCUGGAGAACACUCUCCAGCAGGUUGCCAGGGAACAGAAUUUGGAGAAGAGUCACUCUUGUGAGACCGUGCAGAAAGACUGCAGCCAGAUACUGGAGCGCAGGGACCUGCUGAACACCAUAUACCACCUUCGCAAGGAGCUGCGCCAAGCCGAGGUGCUCCAAGACAAAUAUGCAGAGGAAAAAGAGAUACUUGAACUACAGUGCACAUCUCUGAGGAAGGACUCCCAGAUGUAUAAAAAACGGAUGGAAGCUGUCUUACAGCAGAUGGAGGAAGUGGCUUCAGAAAGAGAUCAGGCACUGCUGACCAGAGAACAGUUCUACACACAGUACUCCAAGAACCUGAUUGAGAGGGACGCCUAUCGGAAGCAGAUCCGGGAGCUGGGGGAGCGAUGCGAUGAGCUGCAGCUGCAGCUCUUCCAAAAGGAGAGUCAGCUACUGGCUACUGAAGCCAAACUGAAAAGGCUACAACUGAAGCUACCUGCACCGACUGACCUGGAUGACACCUCCUCCAGAGAUUCCCAGGAUCUUACUCUUCAUGGUCAUCUAGAUGAAGAUGCACACCUGACUAAAAAAGACUGCUGUAAAGGACAAAACCAGCAAUUCAGCAUUCGAGAAAGCAAUGUGCCUGCAGAGUCACCCACAUUCGAGGAGUGCAGCUCAGCCCAUGAGGAGCUGUCAGAGAAGGAGCGGAGGAGGAUGAAGGACUGCUUUGAGCGGUACCGCAGGAAGCGUGCCCUGCGCAGGGUGCCUGGCAGCUGCCCCGAGGCCGACUGGGAGCCCAGCACAGGCAGCGACAACACGGACACUGAGGGCAGCUAGGGGCCGGCCUGGGCUCCAGUUUGCAUCUGGACAGCGUUUCAGAUCCCUCAAUAAACAGCACAGUGUUUGGUUAUUAA
Messenger RNA from Phasianus colchicus (ring-necked pheasant), 1729 nucleotides. RefSeq names its product caspase recruitment domain family member 9 (gene CARD9). The record is from RefSeq and is a predicted model, not a curated record. Lineage: Eukaryota; Metazoa; Chordata; Aves; Galliformes; Phasianidae. Gene Ontology annotation, biological process: positive regulation of canonical NF-kappaB signal transduction; regulation of apoptotic process. Gene Ontology annotation, molecular function: CARD domain binding. Gene Ontology annotation, cellular component: cytoplasm.